AUGGUCAAAGACAACGACACAGUCAUCAAAGAGUUCAAUGAGCUCGUCAACAUGGGUCCAGACGAGCUGAAGGAGUGGCUUGGUGGUGAGGACUCUGCUGGUGCAGGCUGGUCCAAGGACGAUGGCUCGGGUGAGACCAUUGGCCAUGAGAGCGGUCGUAAGAUUAUCGAGAUCUUGGAGAAGAACCCAAAGAAAGAUCCCAGCAAAUACGACGAGGACGACAUUAGCCACAUGCGCAAAGUCGUGGCGUACAACAAGCGCCAUCUAGCACAAGAGGGAAAAGCAAAGCAGGAUCCAGAAAGCAAGAGUGCUAAGUCCUUGAAGAACUGGGGUCAUGACCCUCAGCAGUCAUAG
Aureobasidium namibiae CBS 147.97 is the source of this 354-nucleotide messenger RNA. RefSeq lists its product as uncharacterized. The coding region runs from base 1 to 354 and encodes 117 amino acids. The record is from RefSeq and is a predicted model, not a curated record. Lineage: Eukaryota; Fungi; Ascomycota; Dothideomycetes; Dothideales; Saccotheciaceae. The transcript is spliced from 4 exons.